ACCAUAUAUGGCGGCUAAUGAACACCUCAAUGUUGUAAACAUGCCUUUGUCUUAAAAGGUUAAUGGUGACGGGAAUUAUUUACAGAGACACUACAAUGUAUAUCUUCCAUUGAUACGUUUCGGGCCCUGUUUAUUGUGAUUAUCUGGAUUAUAUAUAUCGGAUGAUUUUUAGAAGACUAGUUUUUCUUUUUUUGUUUGGUGUAGCAACAGUUCACGCGUCUCCUGAUCCGAAACACUGGUGCGCCCAUGAAAACCAAGAUGUCAUUUUACCAUUCCUGCUCCCGCAACCUGACGAGCAAGGCUUUCUGCAAACAAUCGUUAUCAAACUUCAACACUUUAAACAAAAGCCAAUAGAUGUCCUGUCCAUUGGUGUCUACGACCUUGCCGUGGUUGUGCAUCCCGAAUACACGUCACGGCUAAACUACACAGUCAGCGUACUUGAGAACAAGGUGUACGUCAUAAUCAGCAACGUCACGGUGGAUGACGACGGGCUGUAUAAAUGUUACAGCGGGCUUGAGCCCAUAGAGGAAUGCGACGUUAAACUUAAUGUUUACAAUGAUCGCCAGCGUCCCAUUAUCAACCAAAGUUGGUUGAUUUUCCAUGGCCAGGACUUCAAUGUGACCUGCGAGAACUCCAACUUUGACUUAGGCCAGGAGUACCCUUACAUCCGCUUACUUCGGUUGUACAGGCGAGCCAUCCCAAACAUCCAUUCCUUCAACGUGUUCGCAGAAGUGGCCAAUUACAAUGUCCAAAAGGACGAGAGGAAAGUAUGGAUUCAGAACUAUGAGGGCGAUUGGUCUUACGAACACGAUCAAGCUAAACCUCGAAUCACACUAAUGGUCAAAGGAGCAGGACUAAAGGAUUCUGGGGAGUAUGGUUGCGAGGCCGUUACUUCCAUGUCAGAAAAAAGUCACGUUUUGAUGACAUUUUACAGCCUAGUAGAGCUGGUAAAUGUUAGAGCUUACUACCAUCCAAUGGACAUGACAGAGUGUCAAGAUCCUUCCGUUAAGGCAAUGGCGGGGUUUGGACGUAACGGUUCAACCCAGACAUGCUACGAGUGCCAACUACUGAUGAUAGGUCUGAUGUGGGCUUCAGUUUUAUUACCAUAUCUGAAACCUCGUUUUGGCGGGGCUAUAUGAUGGGAAUACAAGUGAAUGUUUUGUAAGGUGAUAUCAAAGUAGAUCUUCACAGAAAAAAAGUGAAAAAUACCCGAACAUGAAUCAUUUAUGUUUCCAUUAAUUGCAUGUCUAAAAGCAAAGUGUUAUACAUCAGAGAAGAAAAGGAUGAAAGAAUGUAUGUGUAUGUAAUUUAUGUCUAAGAAUGUGUAUGCAAAAUAUGUCUACGAAUGUGUAUGCACUUUAUGUCCAAGAAUGUGUUUGCGACUUAUGUCUAAGAAUGUGUAUGCAAAAUAUGUCUAAGAAUAUGUAUGCAACUUAUGUCUAAGACUGUGUAUGCAAAUUAUGUCUACGUAUGUGUAUGCAACUUAUGUCUACGUAUGUGUAUGCAACUUAUGUCUACGUAUGUGUAUGCAACUUAUGUCUACGUAUGUGUAUGCAACUUAUGUCUAAAAAGGUGCAUACAACUUAUUAUGAUCUUGUUUAUAGUGCAGCUAAAUAUGCACUGUUGCACUGUUGACAACAGACUUGCUAUGUUCAAAACUGGGCUAGUUUUGGAAUGUAUGAAGUAUUGUUAGAGGAGAAUUGUAAUAGAUAUUUUCUUUGUGCUUAUUUUAAUGUGUGAACGAUCUGGACACUUCGUUAACUUUCAAUUUCACAUUGAUCCAAAUUUACAUCUUUCUAAACUGCCGGUUUUUAGGUGAAGUGAAAACAACAUGUUAUUUGUUCUAUCCGUGUUGCUAAUGCUUAUAUAGUGCAGAACCAACAACGUUAGAGCUAUGAAAACUGCAACCUUGACCUUUUCCACGUCCUUGUGUUGACGAAAUAGAAAAAAAAGAAGAAAAUGUGAAAGAAAACAGGAUAUAGAAUGGAUACAAUUUGUUCCAGGCAGGUUACUUUAGUAGGGACAUGGGUGUCAACACUGGGGGAGAAGAGGUGUGGGAAUAAAGUAAAUAGGAGGGGAGGCAGAGGUGCCCCGGGCGCCACCCUCAGGGGGCGUCACACCCAGAGCGGCGCCAAAAAAAAAGUAUUUUAUAUAUUUUUGUUAAGUAAUACAUUUUAAGGUUAUUUGGUUAUUAUUAUUAAAUACUUUGUUUAUUUAUAAGCCUAUAUUUUUUACGAGAUGCACAGUUUUCUCACCACGCCUCUGAGGGGAGGUACGUGUAUCAAUGCGCCACACACAAAACCAAAUUAAAUAAAUGUUAAAAAAUUCAUGAAAAUGUAAGGUAUUUAUCUUUAGUUCUGAAGAUCACAAGCUGUAGUGUUUUGUCUGGACCCAGCGUGAUGUCAACAUUGUAUGUUUGAAUUAAAAUACUUCCCAUUUCAUUGGCUAAUUGUGUGAAUUUUGCUCUAUUUAUAGAGUGAUGCUUGGAUUUAUUUUGAUAGCCGAGUUAUGUCUGAGAUCAUAUUUCAUACUGUCACGUCUGAGAUCAUAUUUCAGACUGUCACGUCUGUUCUGUGUUGGUGUUAGGGUUUAUGAUGCUACUUCUGUUUACUUCAAUAAAGCAGCGACUGUAACCUAGUCCUAGAUAUUUGUUUCGUUGUUUCAUUUACAGCGUGUUAGCACGCGCAACAAUUACUUCCAACUUUUUCAAUUCCUUCGCAAACACUUUCGCCUUAGUCAAAACCUCGAACUGAAAAUGUUACACUUUUAUUUGAAUCUGAAAUCAUGCACAUCGUAGAAUGAUGGAUGGGUUAACACUGCUGUCGUUGAUGUUACUGACUGUGGUCAGUGGGCAUCCCAGAUUCCGAAACCUUAUUCCCAAUGGCGAUCAAGUUAUCUAUUUGAAUCGACCUUGGCCUGGAGUUGGACACACCAAUCGGGGCGGAGGUGGAGAACUGAAUCCAUUUGGUGUUGAUUUCAGAAACAACAAUUUCCAAUGGACUCGGGAGUUAUGUCUCAGAGAUUCGGACGGCGACGGUCGUUCCAAUGGAAGAGAACUUGGAGACCCCAACUGUGUCUGGAGAGUAGGUCAACCUAACCCACCUGGACCUGUUACUCACCCUGGGUUUAGAGAUUAGAAACUCGACACUGAAAGUUUUAAGACGAUGGAUGUAUGAACAUGGAGCUGUGAUCAUCUAGGCUGUGACAAUCUCUUCCAAAAUAAUCAUAUUCAAUAUAUCAUUAUCAAGUAGUUUAAACUACAAUACUUACAUAUACUGUGUUUGAAUAUUUUCUAUAUGUGUAUUAUUUUCUACAGCUUUCAUUAUGUCGUUUUGUAUUGAUAUAUUAACACAACUUGUUUUGAACUUAUUUAUACCCAUUGUGUAUUCUCUUUAUACAGUCAUUUAAAAACAUUUGAUCAAAAUAAAUGACGGCUUAUUAAAUAA
Biomphalaria glabrata is the source of this 3446-nucleotide messenger RNA. RefSeq lists its product as uncharacterized. The record is from RefSeq and is a predicted model, not a curated record. NCBI's taxonomy places the organism in Eukaryota, Metazoa, Mollusca, Gastropoda, Planorbidae. The coding region runs from base 162 to 1139 and encodes 325 amino acids. The transcript is spliced from 9 exons.